AUGAUUGAGAUACCACUAAAAAGUGUUACACACUGUGAUCGUAUAUGGAAACUCAUGAAUCAAUGGCAUGCUAAGCUCUUUUCUAUUGGUGGCAGGGAAGUGCUUUUAAAAGCGGUUGUUCAGUCAAUUCCACCUUAUGCCAUGAGUUGUUUCAGUCUUCCGAAGAAAUUUUGUAACCAAUUAGAGUCUAUGAUGGCUAACUUUUGGUGGGUUUCUAAUACAAAUAAUUCCAAAAUACAUUGGAAGAAAUGGAAAGUCAUGUGCUCCUCAAAAGCUGAUGGUGGCAUGGGCUUUCGAUCAUUCAUUCACUUUAAUCAGGCCCUUUUAGCGAAGCAAGCAUGGCGAAUAUUGGAUAUCCCUGACUCUCUUCUAGCAAGAGUGCUUAAAGCCCGGUGCUAUCCCAAUUUUUACACUCUAACGUGGCAUCACAUGAUGGUGACACGUGGAAUCGACUUCGAGCAAUGGGAUAUUCAGAUUUUAGAGCAACAUUUUGGAACUAUAGACAUUGAGCGUAUCCUCUCUAUUCCGCUUAGUCCUUUUCCCAAAGAUGACAAGAUUAUUUGGCACCAUUCUGAUACUAGUUUUUAUACGGUGAAAUCAGGAUAUCACCUUGCUGUAAGUUCAGAUUUAAUGGAUGAUCAUUCAUCAUCAUCCACAAAUAGACGAUGGUGGAACCGGUUAUGGAAAAUCACUCCCUCUACUGCUUGUGCUCUUUGUAAAUGUAGCUGGGAAUCAGUCGGUCAUGCCAUUUUUCGUUGUGAGAGAGAUAAGUCGGUGUGGAACAAGCUUCAUUUUAAUGUGUAUAUCCCGAACAUUGGUAACAUCAAAGGUUUUGAUAUUUAUUCCCACCUUGCUGCUGCCCACAAUGACACUGAUUUAGAACUAAUUACUGGUCUCAUGUGGUGUAUUUGGUCUGAACGAAACAAGGAGAUCCAUGGUACUAAACCGAAACCAGCAGCCAUUCUCUGUUCCUUUGCUGCCCCUUAUUUGUCACAAUAUCAUAAGGCUACAGCACAACUAGGGGUGUGCAGAAAUGAUCCAAUCCAAUGA
Messenger RNA from Cannabis sativa, 1050 nucleotides. RefSeq lists its product as uncharacterized. Bases 1 to 1050 code for a protein of 349 amino acids. The record is from RefSeq and is a predicted model, not a curated record. Lineage: Eukaryota; Viridiplantae; Streptophyta; Magnoliopsida; Rosales; Cannabaceae. The transcript is spliced from 3 exons.